AUACGCAUCAGAGUUGACAUCAUUUUAUUUACGUUUCCAGUUCCAGAACGAAAAACAAUAUUAAUUUCACGCGAAAAAGUGCACCACUCCACCCAUCCCGACCAUGGCUAGCGGAGCGCCACGCGUUCCGAUUUCGAUGCUGCUGCAGGACAAAUCGGCCACCACGGAAGACGAUGAGGAACCGAAGAAAAAAUCCCGUGAAGACUGGCGCAAGGCGAAGGAGCUGGAGGAAGCCCGUAAAGCGGGAACAGCACCGGCAGCCGUCGACGAGGAAGGUAAGGACAUUAAUCCGCACAUUCCGCAGUACAUCAGCUCGGCACCGUGGUACUAUAAUACGGCCGGUCCAACGCUGAAACAUCAGCGACCGCAGGAUGAUCGGAAGCAGGAUUUUUCCGGAGUGGACGAGUGGUACAAGCGGGGUGUCGAUACCAGCAAGGUGGUAACCAAGUUCCGGAAGGGAGCUUGCGAGAAUUGUGGGGCUGUUACACACAAGAAGAAAGAUUGCAUGGAACGACCGCGGAAGGUGGGAGCCAAGUACAAUGGAGCGAAAAUUUCCUACGAUGAGUUUGUCCAGCCGAAGAUCAUCUCCGAUUACGAUGGUAAACGGGACCGCUGGGCGGGUUAUGAUCCGGCUAAUCACCGGGAGAUUGUAGAGGAAUAUCAGAAAAUCGAACAGGCGAAGCGAGAAUUGAGGGCGCAAAAGUUGAAAGAGAAUCCGGAUUUGGAAAAUGAGGAAGAAGGGGAAGAUGACGAGGAUAAAUACGUGGAUGAAGUGGACAUGCCUGGAACGAAGGUUGAUUCUAAACAACGUAUUACGGUGCGUAAUCUUCGUAUUCGUGAGGACACUGCAAAAUAUCUGCGCAAUCUGGACCCGAACUCGGCGUACUACGAUCCGAAGACUCGUUCCAUGCGAGACAAUCCAAAUCCACAGCUUAAUCCGGAAGAGACAGAUUUUGCCGGCGAGAACUUUGUCCGCUACUCGGGAGACAUUCAGAAACAUGCCCAGGCGCAACUUUUUGCUUGGGAAGCUCACGGAAAGGGGGUGGAUGUCCAUGUAUUAGCGGAACCGACUAAACUGGAGCUGUUGCAGAUGGAGUACGAGAAGAAAAAGGACCAGUUUAAGGACGAAAGCAAAAACACCGUACUGGAGAAGUACGGUGGCGAAGAGCAUCUGCAGGUUCCUCCGAGGGCACUGCUUCUCGCCCAAACAGAAAACUAUGUAGAGUACAGUCGCUUCGGCAAAGUCAUCAAGGGAGAGGACAAACCGAUCAUACGAUCCCGCUACGAGGAGGAUGUCCUCGUAAAUAACCACACCACGGUGUGGGGCUCGUUCUGGAAGGAUGGCGUUUGGGGCUACAAAUGCUGCGAAUCUACGAUUAAAAAUUCGUACUGCGUCGGAGAGAGUGGUAAAGCAUCGGGGGUUGUUAAGCCGGUAGACAUCAUGGAACCAAUUGCUGGGCCUUCCCGGAUUGGGACAGAGCAACAAAAGGGACUGGCUACCGGAAAGCAGUUUAAACAGCCGCCGCCUUCUAAAGAGAAGGACGAUGAAAGCAGCAGCAGCAGUUCAAGUAGUAGCAGUAGCAGCAGCAGCAGCAGUAGUAGCAGCGAUUCGUCCUCCGAUUCGGACUCGGAUCAAGCUGAACGGAAGAAAUCUAAAAAAUCCACGAAGAAACGUAGAAAGGAGAAAAGAAGGUUGAAGCGAGAACAGAAGAAACGGGCGAAAAAGGCCGAGAAGGAGAAAGUGCAGGAUAAGCUGCAGUUGGCGCUGCUGGCCGAGGAGCGCCAUCAGAAGCGAGCCGAGCAGCUGCUGAAGAUGGACGAGAGGAAGCGACCGUACAACAGUAUGUUCGAAGUUAGAGCUCCCACCGAGGAGGAGAUGGAAGCGUACCAGAUGAAGCGCCGGCGGGAUGAAGACCCGAUGAUGCAGUUCACGAAGUAGUAGAAUAGUGCAGUGCGUCUGGUACUAUAUGAUUAAUGGGAAUAAAGUUUGAUGCUGUUUGUUCACUAGAAAAUUAACAA
Molecule: messenger RNA, 2019 nt
Organism: Topomyia yanbarensis
Lineage: Eukaryota; Metazoa; Arthropoda; Insecta; Diptera; Culicidae
Product: pre-mRNA-splicing factor Slu7-like
Exons: 2
Coding region: 104-1939 (611 amino acids)
Biological process (GO): mRNA splicing, via spliceosome
Cellular component (GO): spliceosomal complex
Molecular function (GO): pre-mRNA 3'-splice site binding
Source: RefSeq, a predicted model, not a curated record